AGGCGGGCGGGGCGAGGCAAGCAGGCACCAACCAGGCAACUACCACGCCGCGGCCUCCUCCUCUCUUCGUCUCCCUCACGCCAAAGCCAUCCAGCGACUUUAACCUCCACCUCCUUGGGUUCGCCCGGCCGCAUCCACCUCCCCCAAACCCUAGCAACCCGAUCCAACCCCAACCCAAUCCGCCCGCCCAAAAAGUCAUGCGAGAUCACCCGACAUCCUAGCCCCCCAACCCUAGCAGAUCCAGAUAUGAGCAGCAGCCUGUCACCGCUCGACGCCUCGCCGGCGGCGGAGGUCCCCCUCGCCCCGGGCUUCCGCUUCCACCCCACCGACGAGGAGCUCGUCUCCUACUACCUCCGCCGCCGCGUCCUCGGCCGCCGCCUCCGCGUCGACGCCAUCGCCGAGGUCGACCUCUACCGCCUCGAGCCCUGGGACCUCCCCUCCCUCUCCCGCAUCCGGAGCCGCGACGCCCAGUGGUACUUCUUCGCGCGCCUCGACCGCAAGGUCGCCGGGGCCGGCGCCGGCGGCCGGGGAGGCCCGGGGAACAGGACCAACCGCGCCACGCCGCGGGGAUACUGGAAGACCACGGGAAAGGACCGCGAGGUCUACCACCGCGGGAAGGCCGUCGGGAUGAAGAAGACGCUCGUCUUCCACGCCGGCAGGGCGCCCAAGGGGGAGAGGAGCAACUGGGUCAUGCACGAGUACCGACUCCUUGACGCGGACGGGCCCCAGGAUCUGCACGUGGUGUGUAGAAUCUUCCAGAAGCAUGGUUCUGGACCACAGAAUGGAGCGCAGUAUGGUGCACCAUACAUGGAAGAGGAAUGGGAAGAAGAAGAUGAUGCUAUUGAGAAUGCACCAGCUAGUGGCACAUCUGCUGGAAUGGCUACAAACACAUGUACUGUAGAUGAGGAGUCGAAUGAGGAGGAUGAGAAUGGAUAUUGUAAAACCAAUGAGCUUGCUCAGGCCCAUGGAAUGCUCAGCUCACCAGAGAUGGCCCCUCUCAAAGAUCAAGGUUCCAAAGACACCAGUGAAGGAAGCUGUGCUGAUGGUGUUAUUUCUCUGGAGGAGAUUAUACAGGAACCUUUGUCAACUAUUAAUGCAGAGAAUAUAGGCAGAUCUGAAGGGCAGAAUGCCACUGAUGAUAACUUCAGUGUUGAUGACUUAUUAUCUGCAUGCCCCAGGAAAGAUAAUGACUAUGUAGGUCAGGAUGGCACUCUGAAUGGGAGUUACCCGGCAGAUGGCGAUUACAACACACAUUGGCCUUUGAGAGCAUAUAGCAAUCAGAACUAUGCCAAUGGAACUCUUAGUGCUGAGGAGUUCUUUGACACACAGAAUGAUAGCAAUGGGAAUACAUAUUCAGAGUACCAGCAGGCUGAUGGCUUUCCAGCACCUCACCAAGUGGAUGGCAGUAUGGUAUUUUACGAUGCUCCUUCUGAUUACAACUUGGUGGAUGGAAACGAUGAUUUCGUAUAUUUGAACGACCUCCUCAAUGAGCCACUUGGAAAUGAAUCACUCUUUGACGGAAAUGAUAUGAUGGCUUACUUUGAUGCCACGGAAAAUGAUUUCAAGUAUGACAUUUUGGGUUCUGCUCAGGGUUCAAAUUAUCAACUUGCUGACAUGCCAUCAGACUUUGCCCAAAAGGGUGAUAACAAGGACAAGUUUGCACUUGAUGGGAUCUCCAAGCCUUCGGAAGCAAAUGCUCAAUACGGUGCAUCUUCAUCUGGUUCCCACAAGGAUCUGUAUCCAGAUACUGCAGUACCAGAUGACACCGUUGAUAAAACUUUUGGAAAGCGCCUUGCCAGCAUGUUGGGCUCUAUCCCGGCUCCACCUGCAAUGGCAUCAGAACCGUCAGCGGCCGGAAAAUCUGUUGGCGCGCUCUCGGCUGUCAGCCCGAGCUCGAUUCGUGUUACUGCUGGCAUCAUCCAACUCGAUGGCCUCACUUUUACUGGUGUCUCUGAGCGGUGGCCCCUUCAGAAGAAUGGAGACUUCAGUUUGCUUCUGUCUUUCACCGUGGAGAGUGAUGUGUUGUCCAAGCCUGUUGGUUUUGAGCAGGCUACACGGAUGAGCACCAUCCCGAUGGUGCUGCGCAGUGGCAUGUAUCUUUUCUUUGUAUCAGCCAUGAUACUUCUGUUGAGCUACAAAGUAGGGUCGUGUAUCUGCAGCAGGUAAGUUAAUGUGGCCCCGUUCCGUCCGAGGGCUGUUACAUUUGAUUUGGAACGUGUCCCCUCAACGAGGGUAUAACAAUGGAGACAGUUUGUCUUUACACAUUUAGCUUGCAAACCAUUCUGACUUGUUAAACAUGUACUGAAAAUAAACUUCCGAUGGUAGCGAUGGUUUGUGCUGAGACCAUGUGCUUCGUCGGGGAGGGACACAGCAGUGUAUCUAUUUUUGCUUCCUUUUUUCUUUUGUUACAUUGGGAACUAGGGCGGUAGGGCCCCUUGUAUCGUUGUAACCAUGCAAAAGAAAUCAACUGGUUGACAUUAUUAUUAUUUACACUAUUUGC
Molecule: messenger RNA, 2500 nt
Organism: Panicum hallii
Lineage: Eukaryota; Viridiplantae; Streptophyta; Magnoliopsida; Poales; Poaceae
Product: NAC domain-containing protein 53-like
Exons: 5
Coding region: 247-2166 (639 amino acids)
Biological process (GO): regulation of DNA-templated transcription
Molecular function (GO): DNA binding
Source: RefSeq, a predicted model, not a curated record